This is a messenger RNA of Lacerta agilis (Sand lizard), 890 nucleotides long. RefSeq names its product ADP-ribosylation factor 6-like. Gene Ontology annotation, molecular function: GTPase activity; GTP binding. The record is from RefSeq and is a predicted model, not a curated record. NCBI's taxonomy places the organism in Eukaryota, Metazoa, Chordata, Lepidosauria, Squamata, Lacertidae. Gene Ontology annotation, cellular component: cytoplasm. Bases 306 to 833 code for a protein of 175 amino acids. The transcript is spliced from 2 exons. Gene Ontology annotation, biological process: intracellular protein transport; vesicle-mediated transport.
CGAUUGCGGUUUGAGCGGCGGCGGCGGCGAGCUCGGGAGCCCCGUGGAACGUUGAAGCGCCGGGGAGGAAAACACCCCCCAUUGUGACGUCGCGUUCUUCGGAAGUGGAAAGUUUGUCCCAGCGUUCGAAAGGCGCGCCCGCUCGCCUUUGAUCUCCUUGGCUCGCUCGAGAGAAAAGAAGGGACCCCCCCCCUUCCUUCCCCCGCGGCCAGAGGAAGCGGCGUUUCUCCGGCUGCUACUUUUCUUUCCCCUUCUCCCGCUGCUUCUUCCAAGCCUUGUAUGGACUGUGGUGCUUGCCCGCAGCCAUGGGGAAGAUGCUAUCAAAGAUAUUCGGCAACAAAGAGAUGAGGAUCCUCAUGCUGGGUUUGGAUGCCGCCGGCAAGACCACCAUCCUCUACAAGCUGAAGCUGGGCCAGCCGGUGACCACCAUUCCCACGGUGGGCUUCAACGUGGAGACGGUGACCUACAAGAACGUCAAGUUCAAUGUGUGGGACGUCGGGGGGCAGGACAAGAUCCGCCCUCUGUGGAGACACUAUUACACCGGCACCCAGGGGCUGAUUUUCGUGGUGGACUGCGCCGACCGCGACCGGAUCGACGAAGGCCGGCAGGAGCUCCACCGCAUCAUCAACGACCGGGAGAUGCGAGACGCCAUCAUCCUCGUCUUUGCCAAUAAACAGGACCUCCCCGAUGCCAUGAAGCCCCACGAGAUCCAGGAGAAACUGGGCCUCACGCGCAUUAGGGACAGAAAUUGGUACGUCCAGCCGUCCUGCGCGACGUCGGGGGAAGGACUUUACGAAGGUUUAAUGUGGCUUACUUCCAACUACAAAUCAUAAUUCUAGGGCUAUAUAUCUAUAUCUAUAUAUAUAUAUAUAUAUAUAAUUUGCGCACGC